This is a messenger RNA of Botrytis fragariae, 1362 nucleotides long. RefSeq lists its product as uncharacterized. Lineage: Eukaryota; Fungi; Ascomycota; Leotiomycetes; Helotiales; Sclerotiniaceae. Bases 1 to 1362 code for a protein of 453 amino acids. The record is from RefSeq and is a predicted model, not a curated record. The transcript has 2 exons.
AUGGCUAACGCAGCUACCCAACGAGACUUAGCGUUUAGAAUAUCCUUACACCCACAAUUUCCUAUUGAUAUUCGUGCCGAUGAAAUAUGCGGUUCCUUUGAUACACCUCAAAAGCCACUCUUGUCUGGUAACCAUACCGUUGUAGAAAUUGGAAUUAUGGAGCGCCGAGGAAUAUUUACUUGGGUACGAGGAAUCAUCAAUGAGCUCCAAUCCUUCAAUCUGAAUAGUAUCAAUUUGGUCCCUGCGCUUUGGGGACAACUAUUCAAGAUCGUCCAGAAUCAUGCCUUCUUCAAGCGUUGGAUCUUCUCCCGCCCUAGACCUGGCCCAAUGGGUUUCUUGACCUUCGUUCAUGAUCCUAGCGAAGAGCUAAAGUAUACUACAGAAAAUGUUCUCGGUAGAGCUCAGAUCAUUUGGCAAGAAAUUGAAGCCGACUUGAAGGAUGAAGGGCCUAACCAAUUUAUCAGCGAGAUUUUCCAUCAGGUGUACCAUAUCUGGCAAUAUAAAUGCUACAUGAAUAACAUGCUGAGAGAUUUGAGAGGUCGCCCACGCACGACGGAUCGUGAUGGAUUUAUAGAGCUUAUGCGCUAUAGAUUACCACCUCCUGGUAAUCGCCCAGUUCAGGUUCUCGCAGUUCCAGCUGCAGCUCUUCAGCCUGCUCAUCAACUCGCUCACCCUCUACAAAAUCCCGUUGGUACAGAUACUGGUAUUGUUGGUCAUGCAUCUAUCAUCGGAAAUCCUGAUAAUAACCCUACUCGUGAAGCUACAAACACUCGAACAGAUGCUAGACUAUCAACUGGUAUGUCUGUAGCUGCUGGUAGUUUAGAGAUUAGUGACAAUCGAUCAAGUGGGUCUGACAACACAAAUCCUGCUUUCAAUCAGCCCUAUGCGCCUACACCUACUUCUGAUCAUAAUGGAGGCAGAAUGAUCAGCACUCUCAUGCUUUCAGAUACGGCAUUGGCCCACGGCCUACGUGGAGCAAAUCGCAUCGUCUCUUCUGCCAUGCCUAACGCUGUUCAGACAGGUGGCUCUAACGUUCCUGCUGCUUCAGGUCCUCAGAAUAAUGGUAACCAACAAAAUGGCAAUGCUCAAGGUAACAGACAGCCGCAUCCAGGACCAGGUGCUACCAUUGGACAAUCUAGACCACCACAAUCAAAUCUCCGUCGUCGCCGGAGCUCAACACGCGCACAACGCCCACCACACGUCCCAGUGCUCAACUCUGCAAGUUCGGGAAGCUCUGCCGCUAGCCCAGCAGUAACUCAAAAGCGACCUGCCACCACUAAUAGCAGCACUAGUUCUGCUGCAGUUCCUUCAAGACCCUCUGGCAAGAAGGUCAAGAUGGAGAAACCUGAUGCUGAUUGUUAA